GUAAACUCGAUAGCAAUGUCUCCAGAUGAAUCAAUGGUCGUUAGUGGAAGUGCAGAUGGCAGGCUAUGGCUAUGGAACAUCAGGAAGGGCAGCGUGGUUGGUGACCCGUGGGAAGGGCAUAGCAGUCCGGUGAUGCGCAUUGAUUGGUCUCCCAAUGCCCAGGAGAUAGCAAGUGGAUCGCAAGACGGCACCAUACGGCUCUGGGACCCGGAUACUGGCCGACAAAUAGCACCACCUAUAGAGACUGGCCAAGGGAGGGUUUGGGCUGUCCAAUACUCUCCACAAGGGGACAAAUUGGCAAGCGGUGGGGAGGGCGAGAUGAUCUGCGUGUGGUCAAAGGACGGCGAGCUGCUUAUGAAGAUCAAGGGUCAUGACAGCGAUGUGAGGUCAUUGUGUUGGUCCAAGGAUGGCGCACACAUUUUCUCCGCAUCAGCCGAUCACACCAUCCGAAAAUGGCGGUCGAUUGAUGGGAAGGAGCUCGUUGUUUUUCAGGGUCAUGCCAAUCGUGUCCUCUCCCUCUGUCUUUCCCCUGAUGAAAACCAUCUUGUUAGCGCGGCAGGGGACUACUCAGUUCGCAUCUGGGACCUCAGGACCAAUCAGCCGGUCGGAGACCCGCUCUUGCAUGACGACGAAGUCCAAACUGUUGUCAUUUCCCCUAAUGGAAAGUCUAUCGUCAGUGGUGGAUUGGAUGGAAAGAUAUAUGUAUGGAGCCUGGAUGCAGCGCUCAAACAUGCAAGCGAUGAUCAUCCAGUGGGGAGGCCUUGGACUAGUGACGGAAGAGUAAUGUGCUCAAUGGCAAUCUCUCCAGAUGAGUCAAUGGUCGUUAGCGGAAGCGUAGCUGGCAGGUUACGGCUGUGGAACAUCAGCAAGGGCAGUGUGGUCGGUGACACAUGGGAGGGGCAUAAUUCUUCAAUUCUUUGCCUUGAUUGGUCUUCCAAUGCCCAGGAGAUCGCAAGUGGGUCGGAAAACGGCACCAUACGACGCUGGAACCCGGAUACUGGCCAACAAAUAGCACCACCAAUAGAGACUGGCCAUGGGAGUGUUUACGCUGUCAAAUACUCUCCACAAGGGAACAAAUUCACGAGCGGCGGAGAGGAUAAGGUGAUCCGCGUUUGGUCGAAGGACGGUGAGCUGCUCAUGGAGAUCAAGGGCCAUGAAGGUGGGGUAAUGUCGUUGUGUUGGUCCAAGGACGGCACGCACAUAUACUCCGCAUCAGGCGAUCACACCAUCCGAAAGUGGUGGUGGAUUGAUGGGAAAGAGCUCGUUAUUUUCCAGGGUCAUGACCGUACCAUCAACUCUCUCUGUCUUUCCCCUGAUGAAAGCUAUCUUGUUAGUGCGGCAAGGAACCGCUCGGUUCGCAUCUGGGACCUCGAGAAAAAUCAGCCGGUCGGAGACUCACUCUUGCACGACGACGAUGUGUUGGCUGUUGUCAUUUCCCCUGAUGGUAAAUUUAUCAUCAGUGGUGGAUCAGACACAAAGAUAUAUGUAUGGAACAUGGAUGCAGCACUUAAACAUACAGGUGAUGAUUGUGUGAGUGUGUUUAUUCAUUGUCAGUGUCUUUUCUAA
Molecule: messenger RNA, 1566 nt
Organism: Suillus subaureus
Lineage: Eukaryota; Fungi; Basidiomycota; Agaricomycetes; Boletales; Suillaceae
Product: quinon protein alcohol dehydrogenase-like superfamily
Exons: 2
Molecular function (GO): protein binding
Source: RefSeq, a predicted model, not a curated record